AACAGAGAGAGAGAGAGAGAGAGAUGCGAGUGAAACACCCAAGAAAAAUCUAAACUGACCUACAGCAACUGCUGACGUAAUAUACGUAUAUCCAGCGUAAAGUUAAAUUGAAAAAUGCAACUUGUACCUUCUUCUUCGCUCACCUCUCGAUGUCUAAGAUCACGCUUGUGUUAAUAACGUAGCGUGUCUUCCACUGUCUUCGAUGAUUUUUAAAAAAAGAAUCUCGACCGACGAGUGGGAGAGACGGGAGAUGGAGGAGAGAUGGGGGAGAGCGUAAAAUUCGCUGAAUGCUGGUCGCGGUUCAUAAACACUUCUACGAACAGCUACGUAAUCGAAAAAGAGACGCCGUGGUGACCCCAGAAUGUUAUCAGAAGAGAUGUAAUCCUGCGCGCCGGGAAAAUAAGAAACCAGUAAUCCAUUGGUGCUCGCGGAUUCAACAUGUACAAAACAUUGUUCGUCUGUUCGUUGAUUUGGGCGUAUUUGCUGGUGCCGGACACCUUGGCGAUCGAUGGUGUCAAGGGCCGUCGCGUUCACCACGAUCGAUCGAACCUCGCCUUGAACAGCACCGUGCAGGCUGGACUCUGCUACAAGAGGAUACGAAAGGCGGAUGGAUCACGAUUUUGGAUUGCUGCGACGGCUACGAGCGUAAUCUCAAUUCCAAUGGCUGCGAUCCUCGCUGCGACGAGGGAUGCUUGGGUGGAAAUUGCACGGGGCCAAAUGUAUGCACCUGUUCGCCAGGCUGGGUGCCUCAGAAGGGCAUCUGUAUGCCAUACUGCGAGCAACCGUGCCAAAAGGACGCUUAUUGCUUCUCGCCGAACGUGUGCACUUGUAAACUAGGUUACGAAGAAGAAAACGGCGAGUGUAAACCAAUCUGCCCCGGUGGCUGUAAGAACGGCGAGUGCGUGGCACCUCGGACAUGCAGAUGCAGGCCAGGAUACGUGAUUCAACCUUCGCCGGAUAGCUCUACCGGCAUCGAGCCGAAAGAGUGCGUGCCCGUGUGCGAAAAUGGCUGUCGCAACGGCGAAUGCACUGCUCCCGGAGUGUGCACUUGUCACGAAGGGUUUGUUAAUCCGUCGGGUGACAGCGAGUCCUGCGUGCCUAGCUGCCCAUCCGGUUGCUCGAACGGCGAAUGCGUGGCACCUGGAGUCUGCAAGUGCAGACCAGGCUUCAUCCUCGACGCGAACAGGUGCAUCCCGGAGUGUCCUCAAGGCUGCACCAACGGAGAAUGCAUCGCGCCCAAUACCUGUAAAUGCCAACCAGGCUUCACCCUCGACUCCGCGAGCAAAUGUGUCCCGGAGUGUCCCCUAGGUUGCCUCAACGGCGAAUGCGUGGCACCCGGAGUCUGCGACUGCAAUCGGGGCUACGUUCCAGGUGACAACGACGCGUGCGUCCCGGAUUGUCCACAAGACUGCGCCAACGGGGUAUGCGUCGCUCCAGGGGUUUGCAAUUGCAACACUGGCUACACCCGCGACUCCAAUGGUAGAUGCGUCAACAUGCUGCAACCCGAGUCGAAGCUCACCGACUGUCAAGUCGAUUGCGGUCCAAACGCCCGAUGCGUCGGUAUCAACAAAUGCACGUGCAAUCUGGGCUUCCGCCUGGACCCAGACACCAGAAGAUGCGUCCCGUUCUCCAAUUCAUUCGAGUGCAGAAACGGUUGCGGCGCGAACGGCCUCUGCGUCGGCCCUGACAUGUGCAUCUGCAACUACGGAAUGGCUGUCGAUCCUGUCACUGGAAGCUGCCCCGAGUCUAAUCGACAAUCGAAUCAGCAAACCGGUCAACAGUCACAGUGCCAGCCAGACUGUGGACCAAACGGCAGCUGCGUAAGCCCGAAUCGUUGCCUCUGCAACUAUGGUUUCGCGAUCGAUCCCGAUACCGGCAGAUGCAUCCCUCAAAGGGGAACUCAAAUAGGGGAGCCUCUUUGCGAGCUGCCGUGUCUCAACGGAGACUGCACCGGCCUGAAUCAGUGCACGUGCAAACGUGGCUACACUAUAAGCCCCUCCGACGUGACUCGAACUAAAUGCGUGCCGGUAUGCAUAGGCGGAUGCCAUAACGGCGUCUGCACGGCGCCAAACCUCUGCAUCUGCAAUCCUGGUUACAGGAAAGAGCCUGGCGUCAAGGGCAGACAGCAGAGAUGCAUUCCAACCGCUCCGAGACAGAUCCCAAACAUGACACCUUUUUACAUUGUAUUUUUCGUUGUUUUCCCUCAACUAAUCGGAAUCGUGCCAACAAUGCUGGCCUCCACCUACGGGGAUUGCAACAAACUAGUCAGUAUUACACCGCCUAUCGCAACGAACGAGAAUGCUGUUCUUCUUAUGAAAUGAAGAACGACACUUGCGUGCCUGUCUGCAUACCUGAAUGCGAGGAUGCCUAUUGCGUGGAGAACGUUUUUUAUGGAAGAGAUCACAUUUGUGACUGCUACGACGGCUACAGGCCAAUUAAUUAUUACGCUUGUGAACCUGUUUGUGACGAGUGCCAUAACGGAAAGUGCGUGAAACCGAACGUGUGCGAAUGCAACACGGGAUACAAAAUGAACGAAAACGGAAUCUGCAAACCUGUCUGCGACCAGGACUGCGAAGCGGAGCACGCACGUUGCACCGCCCCGAAUGAAUGCUCGUGCAUAGAAAAUUACGAGCCUACGGACGAUCGUAGUACGUGCAAGCCGAUCUGCCGUAUCACGUGCCAAAACUCAGAAUGCACCGAACCGGAUGUUUGCACUUGCCACGACGGCUACGAGCCAGAUCCGGAGGACACGUUCAAUUGCGUACCAAAGUGCGAGAAUGGUUGCUUAUUCGGCACUUGCACGGCACCGAAUGUCUGCACAUGCAAUCCAGGAUACCAAAUGACAGGAAAUAAUUGCGAGCCGAUCUGCAGCAAACCCUGCGAGAAUGGCUAUUGCGGAGCGCCGGAACGUUGCAUUUGUCACGAGGGCUAUGGAUUGUUCAGCGACUCCGUGUACGACUGCCAGCCAGUCUGCGAGAGAAUAUGCGUGAACGGGAUGUGCACGAGUCCUAAUUACUGUGAUUGUCACACCGGCUACGAAAAGAUAAACGACUACGAGUGUAAGCCAAUUUGCGAAAUUGCUUGUGAACCGUACGGAGAGUGCACCGCUCCUAACACCUGCACUUGCAUGGAGGGUUAUCAGUUCAACCAGAGCCACGCUGUACUUAUAGGAUUCUACUCUUACACAUCCGCCUGUAAACCUAUCUGCGAGCAGACUUGCGAGAACGGGUAUUGCAAUGUACCAGGGGAAUGUAGCUGUUAUCCAGGCUACUCUAAAUCAAAGACUCAUGACAAUGUCUGCGAGCCUAUCUGCAGCGAAGAGUGUGUGAACGCGUACUGCAAGGAUCCGGAUGUCUGCAAAUGUUACCCAGGUUAUAGUCCGGUGGCGAAAAAUCACUGUGAACUGUGUGUAAGACCUUGCGUAAAUGGUUUCUGUGUCGGUCCCAACGAAUGUGACUGCACAAACGGUUAUCAUGCAGAUCCAAAGGAUCCCUUUAACUGCGAACCGACCUGCGACGAAGAAUGUCUCUUUGGAACUUGUUCUGCGCCUAACGAGUGUUCUUGCAACGACGGAUAUCGGAAGAAAAACGAAACUGUGUGCCAGCCUAUUUGCCAUGAACCUUGUAUCAACGGAUACUGCAGUGCUCCUGGAGUAUGCAGCUGCAAUUCUGGCUACAAAUUGUCACACGUUGACUUUGGCACUGCUUGCGAACCAAUCUGUGACCAGUUGUGUGUCAAUGGAUUCUGCAGCGAGCCAAACAAGUGCGAAUGUCUGCCAGGAUAUCGACAAUUGGAGAACAACUCCACCGCUUGUGAACCGAUCUGCGAGCAAGGAUGUUCAAACGGACGUUGUACGAGUCCAAAUAGAUGCACCUGCGAGCAAGGCUAUCAAUCAUCGGAGAACAAUUCGAAUAUUUGCGAACCUGUUUGUAAUGAACCUUGCGUCAAUGGAUUCUGCAGCGAGCCGAACAAGUGCGAAUGUCUGACAGGAUAUCGACAAUUGGAGAACAACUUCACCGCUUGUGAACCGAUCUGCGAACAAGGAUGUUCAAACGGAUACUGUACGAGUCCAAAUAGAUGCACCUGCGAGCAAGGCUAUCAAUCAUCGGAGAACAAUUCGAAUAUUUGCGAACCUGUUUGUAAUGAACCUUGCGUCAAUGGAUUCUGCAGCGAGCCAAACAACUGUGAAUGUCUGGCAGGAUAUCGACAAUUGGAAAACAACUCCACCGCUUGUGAACCGAUCUGCGAGCAAGGAUGUUCAAACGGAUACUGUACGAGUCCAAAUAGAUGCACCUGCGAGCAAGGCUAUCAAUCAUCGGAGAACAAUUCGAAUAUUUGCGAACCUGUUUGUAAUGAACCUUGCAUCAAUGGAUUCUGCAGUGCACCGGAGACAUGCAGUUGCAACGAAGGUCACGCUCCAUCGAGGAACGAAUCGAACGUUUGCGAACCUGUAUGCACGAUACCGUGCGUUAAUGGAAGCUGCGUUGCACCAGACACCUGCAGAUGCAGGGAUGGUUACAAGUUGGUAAAUAACGAGAGGACGUUCGUCUGCGAACCUGUUUGCGAGUUUGACUGCGGGAACGGUACCUGCACGUCCCCGAACGAGUGUACCUGCCACGUGGGUUACGCGACGAUCGUUGAAAAUCAUUGUCAACCAUUCUGCGAAUCUUGCAACAACGGGACGUGCGUGGAACCUGAGGUCUGCGAAUGCAACGAAGGUUUCGUCUCAGUCGUGAAGGAGAAUCGAACCGUUUGCGAACCGCACUGCGAGAUUUGCUCCAAUGGAAUAUGCGUGGCGCCCGGCGACUGUCGAUGCAACGCUGGUUUCCUGAAAGAGGAUAACGAUAAUUCGAGCGACUGCGUGAACGCGUGUAAGGAUAAUUGCAACGAUCGUGGGACCUGCGACGUCGAGAACAAAACUUGCCACUGUUUCUACGGAUGGGACGGGACGCACUGCGAGAAACAGCAAUUCUGCAUCGUGACGAUGAACUACACGGACGAACAUCUGAACGCAUCGAACAUCGAAUACGAGGUGAACGAUACGAUUGGUUACCUGUUUGCCAAUAGCUCACCGUGCUACCGCAACUAUUUAGACGAGAUCAGCAACGAGACCUUGUGUUUUGGGAAGUAUGGAAUGAACGAUGUAGGUAAUGACACGAUCGCCUGUCUAAUCGGCAGAGAUACCAAUUAUUAUCGAGCAUAUUCAGAACGCAGAAAAGGCCCGAAUUAUGCAACAAUAAGCGGAAUCGUGUGUGGUAAAGUGAUUAUAGUCAUUAUCGGCAUCGUGAUCUAUCUGAUACGGAAGUGCAGGAAGAGGAGCUUUUCUCUCGGUAACAACGCGGAAACAACGUCGACUCAAGGACAAUCCACUCUGUUAUCCGAAGAAGACAAUAACCUUUAAUUGCAGGAUGAAAUUUUGUUAAAUAAUUAGAUAAUGUUCUUUUUUUUAAAUAAAAUUUUAAUCGUCAUAUAUUCGACCAAACUAGCAAUAAGUUUCACGCGACUUCUUCGAGAGAGACUCAUUUAUUUCAUUAGAUCUGGAUUUAGGUUCAAAUGAAAUUUAGAAUCAUUAGAAUUUAGAAUUUCAUUAGGUCUAGAUUUAGAUUUAGAAGAAUCAUCAGAUCUGGAAUUCAGAAUUUUUUAGACUUUGGAGACAUUGGAGAUUUUACAUUUUCGUUUGCUUGUAACAAUCACUGUUAAAAGAAUUUACACAUCUCUUUUCUUUUUUUUAAUAAGAUGAUUAACCUUUUCUGAAUUCUAAACUCAUGUUUCUUCCAAACCACUCUUUUCCAAAUCUGAGCUCACAUAAAAAAAAAAAAAAAAAA
Molecule: messenger RNA, 5825 nt
Organism: Heterotrigona itama
Lineage: Eukaryota; Metazoa; Arthropoda; Insecta; Hymenoptera; Apidae
Source: the annotation of a GenBank genome assembly